Dentiscutata heterogama is the source of this 156-nucleotide messenger RNA. The record is from the annotation of a GenBank genome assembly. Lineage: Eukaryota; Fungi; Glomeromycota; Glomeromycetes; Diversisporales; Gigasporaceae.
AUGUUUUUCCGAGUAGAUCAGCAGGAUUAUGGGUGCGCAAAUACGAAUCUAAAAAACGCAAAGAAGAACAUGCGUAUAUACGUUUUACGAAUGAAUAAGUGUUGGCCGACAGAGAAAUGGCUAUCAGCGAAUCCCGUUCUUACAUCCGUGCAUUAA